Molecule: messenger RNA, 267 nt
Organism: Soboliphyme baturini
Lineage: Eukaryota; Metazoa; Nematoda; Enoplea; Dioctophymatida; Soboliphymatidae
Source: the annotation of a GenBank genome assembly
AUGACCGACACACUUCUGGAGGCUACAACGAACCCUUGUCAAUCAACCGAUGCUUCUCUUUCGACGGCUCCGAAGGCAAACAAGAAGGUCAAAAUCAACCGCAUCAAACUGUCAGAAACGCCAAAAGCCUUACCUGAAACCAAGCUGUGUGAAAGACUGCAACUCAUAGACGACGACCAGCAGCCGCUUCGCAUAGGCUUCGGCUCGGAAAACAUAGAGGUGCCAAAGUUGUGUAAAAAACUUCUUCGUCGGCGAUCGAUCUCUUAA